GCGAAGGAACGUAGUUUAUUUCAUACAAAUAUUGAAUUUUCGCGGGGUCGUGAUAGUAGCGACAUAUUUGCGUCACGUGACCGUCAUCGAUCCAAUGGUUGAGCGCGUCUCGGGUCCAUUCAACUCGGUCCCGACAGAGACAGGGAAGGACACUUCACAACACCUUCUAUUCAUACGUAGGAGAUAUUUAUAUGUUUCUGUCCCUCUCACGCGUAUUGAGAAAUAAUUAAAUGAAUGGUGAACGAGUGAAACAGGGAUACGUUCGAGUGGAAAUUAUUGAAAGCGGCUGCCUAGCCCUAGGCCAGUCGCCAUGUAGAUUUUUUUGAUGUGGGUGUUGUGUCUCAGGAUGUCGAGCGCUUCAAUGAUUACUAUUUUCAAGUGGACGUUUUGAAUAUUGUGUAUAUCUAAACGAUUCGUGGUGUUUAAAGUGUUAGUGGACAAUAUUUAUUCUUUGUGUUCGUGAACGAUUCGGUUCAGUGACGGCAAAUAAUCUCUGGAGGGGGGCUGCUAAAAUACUACAAUAGGAUAGUAACAACGUUUUACAACUCGCUAGAAGUGUUCGGAGCGCCCAUAAAAUUUCUCAUAUCGGUGCGGGCGAGGCGGACUUCCAUUUUGUUUUAUUAUGAGGUUUCGUUGUUUACUCGGAGCGUCCACGACAAUGGAAAGAGACGGAUCACGGCCACAAUGACUGGGCAGUAGGCGGGCAUGCAGCGAGCCGCCGCGGGCGGCGCUCCGCAGCCGCAGCCCUCCGCCGCCGCCCCCGCGCACCCCCGGCGUCUGCACGCGCUCUACCCGGACAUUGACGACCAGAUACCCGCCUCAGUAAUCAGUAGCGUGGGCACAGUGAGCCUGUCCCAGGCCUCCUGCCCAACCUCCAUCACCAUGGCCAACCCCACCAACCCCGGCACCGCCAGCAGCGGCCAGGCCCAACCGGCCCAGGCCUCUCGCCUCCCCAAGAAACGCAAGUUCGACCCUUCAGAACUCGAAGAAAUGGAGAGAACAUGCACGAAUAAUGUCAACAACGUUGUCGUCUCCGCUCCGCAGGAGUACCAUCCGCAAAUAUACCAUCCACCUAUGCAGCCUUCGCCAAUCCAACCGUCACCGCCACAAGACAUGAAGUUUUCUCUAUAUCCAAACAUCGACUUAUCCGAAUGGAGAGAUCAUAGAGUCUUAGCCAAGCAGCAUAGGCUAUACAUCCCAGGAGUUAUAAGACAGGCGGAAGGUUGCAAGGUUGUUGUGGAACUCGACGGUCAGGAGCAAAGCCCGAUCGUCUACAACGACAUUUUCGGGGCCAACAAAUACGACGUGAUCAGUGACGCGAGCCCGUUACUCAACCAUCUGCUGAUAGGGUCGCCAUGUGUGGUGAGGACCACGGAUCCGAGCCGGGAGAGUGUGCAAAACGUUUUUGUGGAAGGACUUGUUGUGGAAGUGCUUAGUUCGCCGAUUAGGAUAAGAGUUAAGCAGGUAGACGGCAUGUGCAAGGAAGCCGUGGAAGUAAAGCGAGCAGAUAUCCGCCUGCUGCAGCCUCCUUGGGCCGACGAGCUCGAGGACGCGGGCUCGCACGCUGCCACUAUGCACUCGCAGCGGGUGCUGGUGCCCAUGCAGAUGAGCGAAAACUUCUACACAUCGUCGCCGCUCGGCGCCGGUCCCGUAGUCACCGUCGGGGCCCUCUCAAACGGUUCAAUGGACGAGCUCCGCAAGAGGCCCUUCGAUGACUACUGCGAGAGCGACGACGAACUACGCAGGGAGGACAUUAUGUUCCCCGACCAGGCGCAUAUGGACUGCAGCAACAGCAAACGCAGCAGCCUGCAGAGUCGCGGCAGCACCUCCAGUCUGCUGGAACGCAGCAUCACACCACGAUCUCAACCCCCCACUCCCAGAUCUCAAGCGGCAACCCCGCACAAAUACAAGAAAGGCGAUGUCGUGUCCACGCCGACCGGCAUCAGGAAGAAGUUCAACGGAAAGCAAUGGCGGCGGUUGUGUUCCAAAGAUGGCUGCUCCAAGGAGAGCCAGCGCCGCGGCUUCUGUUCAAGGCAUCUGUCGUUGCGAGGCGUGGCAAGGUCGUCUAACACGCCGUUGGCACAGGGCUCAGCGCAGCAGAGAAGCAGCAGUAAAUCCCUUUCAUCAAGCGGCACGGGCGUUGAAGGCGAUGAAACAUCCCGCGAGUCCGACACGACCCCGCCCAGCUACCGGCACGUGGCCGGCCGCUUCGACCCGGACGAAACCGAGGCCGCCAACAUGCUGGUGUCCCUGGGCAGCUCGCGGUCGGGCAGCCCUGGCGCGUCGCCCGCGGGCUCGCCGGCCGGCACGGCGCUGCGCAGCAACGUGUUCGUGCCCAUAUCCUCGCCGCAGCCGCCGAGGGCGCUGCCGCCGCACCAGCCCGCCAUCUACCCUCAUCUCAUCAGGCCCGAACUGGUUCGGCCGGGCAGAGUGAGUCCACCCGUCAACAGCGUGGCCACGAGCGUUAUAAGAGUGUCACCAGCUCCUACUUACCAUUACCAGGUCGAAAACCGCAACGGAACCACGACCAUCCAAACAAACAGCAUCAGCCAACCCAGCGUGAUCGGCGUGCAGACCUCCGGCCUCAACAUCCCCAACUCCCUCAACUCCCUCAACUCCCCCGUGCCCAGCCUCAGUCUCCCCUCCAGCAUAUCCCUCAACUUAAGCUCCCUCAACGGGCAAAGCUUACAGACAAGCAUAGCUAACAUCCGCACCGCCAAGCUGGACGAGAUACCGCAUAACCUGGUGAUGCACCGGACUAUACCGACGUCGAAUGGCAUAGACCUGGAGCAUUUAUAUCGAGCACAGCCGUUGUUGAGGAACGGUAUACAUGAUUAUAGGCGGGAGGAGUCGCCUACUAUGAACAAUCAUGUAAAUUUUGUGAGGAGUUAUGAGGAGGAAGAUCAGGACUAUACCGACGUCGAAUGGCAUAGACCAGGAGCAUUUAUAUCGAGCACAGCCGUUGUUGAGGAACGUUUGCUUACUAGCAUUGCCAACAUCAGCAUGGCCAAGCUGGACGAGAUACCGCAUAACCUGGUGAUGCACCGGACUAUACCGACGUCGAAUGGCAUAGACCUGGAGCAUUUAUAUCGAGCACAGCCGUUGUUGAGGAACGUUAUGAGGAGGAAGAUCAGUUUGAUUACUAGCAUUGCCAACAUCAGCAUGGCCAAGCUGGACGAGAUACCGCAUAACCUGGUGAUGCACAGGACUAUACCGACGUCGAAUGGCAUAGACCUGGAGCAUUUAUAUCGAGCACAGCCGUUGUUGAGGAACGGUAUACAUGAUUAUAGGCGGGAGGAGUCGCCUACUAUGAAUAAUCAUGUGAAUUUUGUGAGGAGUUAUGAGGAGGAAGAUCAGGACUAUACCGACGUCGAAUGGCAUAGACCUGGAGCAUUUAUAUCGGGCGCAGCUGUUGUUGAGGAACGUUUGCUUACUAGCAUUGCCAACAUCAGCAUGGCCAAGCUGGACGAGAUACCGCAUAACCUGGUGAUGCACCGGACUAUACCCACGUCGAAUGGCAUAGACCUGGAGCAUUUAUAUCGGGCGCAGCCGUUGUUGAGGAACGGUAUACAUGAUUAUAGGAGGGAGGAGUCGCCUACUAUGAACAAUCAUGUAAAUUUUGUGAGGAGUUAUGAGGAGGAAGAUCAGCGAGAGCACGUGAGGCUAGAGACACGUCCCGAAGCGACCGAGGCGCGAGUGGUGAAGCCCGCGCCAUUACAAGCGAGGCUGUACGUCAUACCGCAGGCCACCAACGAGAAGAAAUUCGUGUUCAUAAAAAACGAGCCGACUGAGACUGUUCAAAUUGAGCAGAAAACGCACCAGUUAGCGCAACAGAUGAACAUUAACAUAAACAACAACGACUCCGACCACGACCAACACAACAGGCCCCUGGACAACGGGGAUCAUGUGAAUAACGCGAACGGUAGCGCAGUGAUCGUGCGGCCCAGCCAACUGCUGCCCGUGCUGCCGCCGCCCACGCCGCACACGCACAUCAUAGUGUCAACGAGCGGCGUCAGCGGCGGCGUGUUCCCGUGGCAGUCUUUAGUACCACUCCUCACGGCGUCCUCUCCGCCCGCGCCCGCCAGCCCGCGCACGCCGCGCACGCCGCACACGCCGCACACGCCGCACACGCCACACACGCCGCACACGCCGCACAUCAAGCAGGAGGAGAUAAAGUCUGAGGGCGUGGACGGCAUAACUUCCAUGUGCACAGAAGAGGACGAGGAAGUAUUCGAUUGCGACGAACCCAGCGGCGGCGACGAGAGCAGCAAGCGGCGCUCACACAGCCUGUCGUCGCUGCCCGCGGCCGGCCCGCAAGAGAAGAAAGAACACAACCGCAUCCGGCGGCCAAUGAACGCGUUCAUGAUAUUCUCGAAGCGACACCGGCAGAUGGUGCACCAGCGGCACCCGAACCAGGACAACCGCACCGUCAGCAAGAUCCUAGGCGAGUGGUGGUACGCGCUCAAACCUGAGGAGAAACAGAAAUACCACGAACUGGCUAGCGAGGUCAAGGAGGCUCAUUUCAAAGCUCACCCCGAAUGGAAAUGGUGCAACAAGGACAGAAGAAAGUCGUCCAGCAGUCGGGACCCCACAGGGUCCAUGCCGCAGAGCCCGCGGACCCCUUCAGAGGGCCCCAACACAAGCAGUGCCUCCGACCUGCCCGUCACGGUGGCUUCCUUCAACCAUGCUAGUUCACCGCAGCUUAGCGAUGACGAGAAGAUGAUUACCGCCUCCAUCUGCGAGGAAGCGGCGGCGGCGGCGCACAACGCCGAGAUGGACCUGAAGUGCGGCGAGCGCGUCACGGACUCGGACUCCGACACGCACGAGCCGCGCGACUACCUCAAGCACCGCGACACGCGCCGCCCCAAGCCCAUCAAGGCCAGGGCCGGCUCGUCUGAUAAUCUGCUCGGCGGCAUAACUGCGUCGAGUCCCGGAGGGUCUAAGGUGUUCCAGCCCACUGGGGGCGCCUUCAAGUCCACACAUGCCGACUCGGAAACCCACCGGCAAUGGAACGCGUACGCGCACAACAAGAUCAACCACGUGCCCGCCUCCCCGCACAGCACCGCCGCCAUCACCAGCAGCGUGCAAGGAAUAUCCCUCUCCACACCCAACCUUACCACUCAAGCGGCUCUUGACAACGCCAUCGCUUCGCUCAUGUCGCCGACACCUACCUCUGGCGUGCAAGUUAUAUCCAGUGGCGUGUCCAAUGUGCAGUCCGUGCCUCAAGGGAACCUGAGCAAUGCGCUGUUGAAGAGCGUAACGCUGGUCAAACGCAGUGUCGGCGACAACGCCACGGGUCCCCUGACCCUGUCGGUGGACGCGUCGGGCAACCUGCUGCUGAAGGCCAGCCAGGCCGGCGAGGCGCCGUCCGAGCCGCAGUUACACUACGUCCAACUGCAGAGGCUCUAUGUACCCUCCUUCAAUACUGCAUCGGGCAACCUGCUGCUGAAGGCCAGCCAGGCCGGCGAGGCGCCGUCCGAGCCGCAGUUACACUACGUCCAACUGCGGAGGCUCUAUGUACCCUCCUUCAAUACUGUCAAUAUACUCAACCUGUACAAGUGGUGCUGGACACAAGCAUCGGGCAACCUGCUGCUGAAGGCCAGCCAGGCCGGCGAGGCGCCGUCCGAGCCGCAGUUACACUACGUCCAACUGCAGAGGCUCUAUGUACCCUCCUUUAAUACUGAAGUUGAACCGCCCAAGUGCCAAAGCCAAACGGUACAAGGUCCGGGUCCAGGCCAGUCUGUGAUAGUGUCUCAGAGCAACGCUCAACCCACGCAGAAACCCAAUGCAUGGCUUGAUGUGGAGAAUGAGUACAAUUCUUCCACAACAGGUCAUUCACGCACUGCAGAAAGCUUGCAGCAAACUUACAAGAAUCUGAAGAAAAAAGCCAAGAAGAAUGCAUCCGCGCAAAAAAUGGAUGUCAUGGGUACAGUUUCUUCAUUCGUGGAAAUAGAUAUGCAAGAUCCUGCUGAUAGCAAGGAGAACAAUACCAAACUACCUACAUAUUUCACCAAUGAUAGGGCCAAUUUGAAAAAGAAGCCACACCAUUUGUUGACAUGUAAACGGAAACUAGAAACUGAAACUAAACAGACAGUUACUGAAAAAUUUAAAUUACUUGCAACUGUGAAAAUGGACUUACUGGAGCUACAGAAGGAGUUGGUCAAAACCCAGCUGCAAGAGGAACAAGAUCAAGCGGAGCAUAACCGUAUGAUGAGAGCAAUGGAGAUAGAGAAUGCAGAAAAAAAGCAGUGGGAAAGCCCCGCGGAGGAGGCGCGGCCCUUCCCGCUCGCGCCCACGCCCGCGCAGCUCGGCCGCGCGCCGCUGCAGAAGCGACUCAGCAGAGGCACGUCGACCGGGUCCGCGGGGUCGGGGGAGGCGGGGUCGGCGCCGCCGUCGCCGCGCGAGCCCGACCACAAGAAGAGCCUCUUCAAGAAGGGCACCGAGGACGGACGCGACAAGGUCCUGGAAACGGUGAACUUCGAGCAGAAAUUCAGUACUCUACCACAGUUCAAGCCCGAAGCGUGCAGCCCCAGCGUCGUGGUGCCGAGCAGCCCGCAGUUGUACCUCAGGAAGAAGCACAACAACAGAAUAGAAGAGGAGGUGCCUACAAUGACGCCGGUGCUGGAGCCCGAGUCGCUGCCGAGCGGCGCCAUGCCGACGCCGCACUCGUACGGGACCCCGCACACCACGACCAAGCUUGUAGGCAACACUUUCUUCGGGCCCGACUUCAACUUGGACACCUUUAGAGUAUCGGAGAGUAUGGAGGAUAUGUCGCCGCGCACGCCGUGCACGCCGGGCGGUGCGCGCGGGGAGGCGGGGCACAGGCGGGUGCUGGAGCAGCGCCGCCACCUCGUGCUCAAGCUGUUCCAGGAGCACGGCAUGUUCCCCACCACGCAGGCCACCACGCACUUCCAGGCGACUCACAUGGACAUAUUCCCGAACAAGAUGUCUCUCCAGCUGAAAAUCCGCGAGGUGCGACAGAAACUAAUGGCGCAGUCCAACCUCACUCCGCAUUCCGACAUCAACACACCCACUAACGUGAACUCGCCCAUGUCCGCGCUGCAACCCACGUCCACGGCCAGUUAGCGCUGCGGCCUCACCGUCUCCAUCGUGGUGCGCGAGUAACACCACACACACACACACACACACCGACGGUUAGCA
Cydia amplana is the source of this 7161-nucleotide messenger RNA. RefSeq lists its product as uncharacterized. The transcript is spliced from 41 exons. Bases 706 to 7086 code for a protein of 2126 amino acids. Gene Ontology annotation, molecular function: RNA polymerase II transcription regulatory region sequence-specific DNA binding; DNA-binding transcription factor activity, RNA polymerase II-specific. Gene Ontology annotation, cellular component: nucleus. The record is from RefSeq and is a predicted model, not a curated record. Gene Ontology annotation, biological process: regulation of transcription by RNA polymerase II. NCBI's taxonomy places the organism in Eukaryota, Metazoa, Arthropoda, Insecta, Lepidoptera, Tortricidae.